Messenger RNA from Papaver somniferum (opium poppy), 1413 nucleotides. RefSeq names its product protein ENHANCED PSEUDOMONAS SUSCEPTIBILTY 1-like. The record is from RefSeq and is a predicted model, not a curated record. The transcript has a single exon. The coding region runs from base 1 to 1413 and encodes 470 amino acids. NCBI's taxonomy places the organism in Eukaryota, Viridiplantae, Streptophyta, Magnoliopsida, Ranunculales, Papaveraceae.
AUGGACGUUCGUCGUGUCUCUACAACUAAUAUCCGACCCGCGAGUUAUAUCAUUCAGCAAGCCUCCGACACUCAUAAACGGAUUGAUUUGAAUCCCAUGGAUCUAUUAUUUCUGAACAUUGCAUAUAUGCAAAAGGGUUUUCUCUUCACUAAGCAACACGAAGAAGGAAAAAGUAUCAAGGACAAGAUUAGUCAUCUUAAAACCUCUUUGUCACAUACCCUUGAUCAUUUCUUUCCACUAGCCGGUCGCCUUGGAAUCGAGAAACAUGAAGACGAUGGUAAUACGAUCUCCAUCUAUAUCAACUGCAACUCUGAAGGUGCAGAAUUUGUCCAUGCCACUGCAGACGUUUCCGUGGAGGACAUCGUCUCCCCGACCUAUGUUCCUCAAGCCGUAAUAGAUCGAAUGUUUUUGCUCACUGGGGUUAGAAACUGCCAAGGUCAGUCACAUCCUUUACUUUCCAUUCAAGUAACUGAAUUAAUUGACGGUGUCUUCAUAGGGUGCAGCGCAAACCAUUCAGUAUGUGAUGGUACAUCAUUCUGGAAAUUCAUUAAUGCAUGGUCAGAGAUCACUAGCUCUUCCGGUAAUCAUACUUAUUCACAUCCUUCUCCGGUUUUUGAGCGCUGGUUUAUCAACGAAACGGAUUGCCCUAUCCGUCUACAUCUCUCUUCCGUCCAUGACAAAUUAUCGGCAAAGAAAAAUAUCACAGGUACUGAUGAAGUUCCAUCCCUGGAUCUUGUAGAGAAAUGUUUUCAUUUCACUAAAUCUAACAUUGCAGCACUAAAAGAGAGGGCUAACUUAGAGAUCGUUUCUGGAACAAAACAAAAUAUGGUAAUCUCUUCAUUACAAGCAAUAUUAGCUUUUGUUUGGACGGCGGUAGUACGCUCCAGGAGCUGUUUAAAUGAUAAUUGGGAUGAAAGCCGAGAACUCGAACUGAGGCUAUUGAUGAAUAACAGAACUAAGUUGGUUCCACCAUUGCUGGAAACAUACUUUGGCAACUCAAUAGCAAGGGGAGUUGUUACUGUGAAGGAGGGUCAGCUGGUCAAGGGGUCGGGAUUCGGUUUCCUGGCUUCGGUAUUGAAUGGGGUGGUAAACUCCAACAAUUUUAAAAAGAGCAGAAAUUUUAUAGAAUCAUGGAUAGAGAAACCUUUAAUGCCAGUUCCUGGCGGUAAUACAGGAAUUGUUGGUAAUGUAUUUGUGGCUCGGAGUUCCCAGUGGUUCAACAUGUAUGGAAACAAUUUCGGUUGGGGACGACCUAUUGCUGUAAGGACCGGCGCAAAUGGAAAAUCUUAUGGAAUAACUACGGUAAAUCCAGGACCAGUUGAAGAAAGUGUUGCUAUUGAAAUUUGCCUUCCGAUUGAAGUUUUUAAGGCUAUGGAGAAUGAUGCUGAAUUCAUGGAAGCCUUUUCAUCUUGA